Molecule: messenger RNA, 2193 nt
Organism: Entamoeba invadens IP1
Lineage: Eukaryota; Evosea; Mastigamoebida; Endamoebidae
Exons: 1
Coding region: 1-2193 (730 amino acids)
Source: RefSeq, a predicted model, not a curated record
AUGAAUGUAAAAAAGACCAGACAAACCAAACAGUCUUUUUUCUUUUUUAAAAUAUAUAAAAACAUUGAAAUGUCGUUAAAUUUUAUGUUUCGAUACAACUUGAUAUUUUAUAUUAUGAAAUUACUGCUAAUUGUCUUGAUAUGCACUUUACUUUUAUCAGUUGACGCAAAGAAGUCGAGCCGUCGUGUAAUCAAAACCAAUAAACCCACAAAAAGUCGACGAAUUUCGAAACCAUCCAGUCGAGGCUCUUCAAAAAAAGUUCAAAAGAAGAGGAAAAUCUUUUCAACUCCAAAGCGUUCAAAAUUUCUUUUAAAAUCCAUUGUCAAAAAACCUUCAAUUACUAAGAAGAGCAAAGCAAGUUUUACCACUAAGAAGAAAACGAGUUUAAAUCGAAGAAAAGCGACUUUCACUGAUAUAAAAAGAACACAAAAGAGCUUUAAAAGUCGACAAAAUGGAAUUAAGCAAAACACUAAGAAGUUCACAUCAAAACUUUCUUUAAAACAAAAACUGCGACUUAGACAGCCAAAGACCACUGCAAAUGAUAUACUGAAAAUGCAAGGAAAAAAAUCAAACACUCAAUCACACAAGAAAAAGGAGAAAAAAGUUUUAGUAACACCCAAAAAUGUGAAUAAAAUAUUUUCAAAGGUUAAAGACGUCUUUAGUAAAAACACAAAAAAAGCAAAAAAGGCACUUGAAAAAUUCCAGAGCAAAUUAGGCCUAAAACCCACCGGAACAGCCGACAAAAAAACUCUUUCAAAACUUGUCGACUUAGCAAAUGGCAAAUUAAAAGUCGCCAAAAGCACUGUAAAAAAAGCACUUGAAAAAGUUAAAAAUAAAAAAGAAAAAUUUAUAUCGGACAUCAAAGAGAAGGUAGAAGACGCAAAAGGCUUUGCCACAAAAGCUACACAAAAAGUGACUGAGAAGAUGAUGAAUUUAAAAGAUCGAUUAAAGACUGUUCAGAAUCAGAAGAAAUCUCUCGAGAAGAAGUUUUUCGAUACAACCAAAAACAAGAUUGACAAAAUGAGAGGCAAAGCGAAAUCCGUUUUUAAGACUAUUGAAGAUAAAAUCAAAAAGAGUGAAAAAGGGACAAAAAAACAAGCCAAAACCUUUGUAAAAAAACUCAAAGAAAAAAUCACAAAAAAAGUGAAAGGAAAAAUCGAAACUAUUGAAGAUAAGCUCAAAACUAAAUUAAAGGAACUAAAAGAAAAAAAAGAGAAGAAUGAAGGACUUACCGACAAUGGAACGGGAAAAAACGAAAAUAGUAAAGAUGAUAGUAAAAAUACUAUUAACGAUGGUAUUAAUGUGAAUAGUUUAGAUAAUGCUAACUCAUUAGCUGAUCCAACACUACCGACAUCUCCUUCAAAGCCUUCAUCUAAUAAUUCGCCCAGUUCUAAUACGAGAUCUCCAUCUAAUAAUUCGGGGAAAUCUCCAUCAAGUGGAUCGACGUCUUCUCCUGCUCCUUCUCAAGCGUCAGACACAAAUCCUUCAGCUUCGGGCACUUCUCCGACUCCUUCCGAAGAGAGUGGAAGUGCCAAAAUUCCGGAAGAUCCAUCUGGAACAUCAGGGUCAUCGACGGAUACUCCCACGCCCGUUAAUCCGAAUGCUGGAGGAUCCCCGUCGUACCCUUACUACACCAAAGGCGCUUCAGUUGAUUCAAGUCCGCACCCACCUUGCGAAUCCCAAACUCGGUGUUAUGAGGAAGUCUUCUUCUAUCAGUGCGACUCGCGAUGGAAGAGUAAGAUGUACUCUUCGCGCAAUGAUAAGUCGAACACGGUGUGUACAUCAGGGUGCGGGCCUACGAGUAUGGCUAUGGUCGUCGCGACGUUGGCGGACAGAAGCGUUACACCGGCGACUCUGGCAGACUACUCGAUGGCGAAUGGAUGGAAGGACGAUAGCUAUGGGACAGCAUGGGCGUUGUUCCCGGCCGCAGCGAAGAAGUAUGGACUGAACUGUAAACAAUAUAGCUGCGGAGAUAUGACGAAUAUUAAGAAAAUGGUCGACAGUGGAGGAAUUGCUAUUGGGUCAAUGAAAGCUGGACAAUGGACAACGGGCGGACACUUCAUCACUAUUAACUCAUUCGACGGAAACACUAUUUGGGCUCAUGACCCUAACUGGAAAACUGGAAAGAAAAUCACACAGGAGGCGAGCCAAUUCACUAAAGAAUGCAAAACGGUGUUUGUUAUCUGGAAAUGA